Rotaria sordida is the source of this 1197-nucleotide messenger RNA. Lineage: Eukaryota; Metazoa; Rotifera; Eurotatoria; Philodinida; Philodinidae. The record is from the annotation of a GenBank genome assembly.
AUGAGCAGCGGCGUUGCUGCUUCGCUUCGUCGAGUUUUUCUUGCAAAUCAACAUCAUCGAUUGCUGAUUGUAUCAACAUGUUUAAUUCCUCAAAAUCAUCGAACAUUUUCUAUGCAAUAUAAAGAUACAGAAAAGCCGGCUCAUCCAUUUGAUUAUGUUAACAAGAAUUAUAAUUUUUUUCGUCAUUAUUAUUUAGGUGGUCAUUAUACAUUAGCAAAUAUUCAUGAUAAUACAUUAUUUUUUCAUGUUGAAUCAAAUUUUGGUGUUCGUCGUUCGGAUUUUGUUAAACGUUUAGCUAAUCAUAUUGGAUUUUUACCUAUAUCAAAACCGGAUGUUGAUCGAAUGCAUUUUGUUGAUGAAACAGGAACAAUUAAUACACGACAAUUUCAUAAUGAUUAUUGUUUACCAAGAGAUUAUAUGCCAUCACCUGAAGAAUGGCAUUUAAAUCCAAAUCAUCAUGCAUCUGUACGUUUAUUAAGACCUCUUUUACAAACAAUGACUUAUCAAUUAAGAAUGGGUUUAUCACAUAUGUUUUCAACAGGACAAGGAAUUGUUAUGGAUCGUUCCUAUUGGAGUUAUUAUCCUAUUCUCAAUAUUCUUCGUGAUUUUGGUCUUAUUAGUCAAGAUGGUUAUGACUUUUUAUUGGAAUAUAAAGUUUCAAUUGAUUAUAAUUUUAAAAUGCCUCGUCUUAUUAUCUUCAUUGAUAAAGAUCCUCAAGCUAUUUGGGAAGAUUUACAAAAAAAUGGAAAAGACUAUCAAAAACAAAGUAAAGUAUAUUCGUUAGAAUUGCUUCAAACAAUGGAUCGAAUGUACAAGGAAGAAUGGUUACCAAGAAUGAGUACAUAUUGUCAUAUUCUUCAAUACAAUGAAAAUGAAAUAAAAACAUUGGAUGAUAUUGUUUUUGAUAUUGAACAACUUAAUUUUGAUGAUACAAAUAAAUUUCCAGAUUGGCGUAUAACAGUUGAUGUUGAAUUAGAACGAUUUCGUGCAUUACUUCAAGAUGAACAUUUUUGGACACGAAUGUUUAAUUCUAAUCGUCUUCUUCAUCUUUCCGAAUGGUGGACAGAACCAAAUGCACAGAAAAGUCAACAAGGUCUUAUGAAAUAUGAUCCUCGAUAUUAUUGGACAACAAAUAAUUGGGAUAUAAAACCAUUCUUUCUUCGUUAUCAAAGUUGGACACGUUUACCAUUCUAUUAA